Molecule: messenger RNA, 2217 nt
Organism: Salvelinus namaycush (lake trout)
Lineage: Eukaryota; Metazoa; Chordata; Actinopteri; Salmoniformes; Salmonidae
Exons: 3
Coding region: 451-1122 (223 amino acids)
Biological process (GO): positive regulation of cytotoxic T cell differentiation; positive regulation of activated T cell proliferation
Cellular component (GO): plasma membrane
Molecular function (GO): tumor necrosis factor receptor superfamily binding
Source: RefSeq, a predicted model, not a curated record
GCAAUGGAGAGGAGGGGAAGGAGGAGACGAGAGAGAACGAGGGGGCGAGGGAAACCCGAACCCAUGACUUCCGCGUAUUUUCCUCUCUCUAGUCUCGCAUCUCAAGCCACCCAGCCUCUCAGAGUGGUAUAAAAAGGCAUGGGUUAUGGUGCUUCAUUUCAAACUCGGGGCAGGAACGUGAUAGCCUAUACGCAGCUCAAUCCAGUUCGAUUUGGAUAUUAAAGAAUUUACCGGUAAACCGAAGUCAUAACGUGGUUAGCCAACGUCCGAAGAAGGAUUUUACAUUUUUUUGGAGUCCUCCUGUUUUCUUGCAGUGGACAGUUCUUCUGACUCGGUUCUUCUGACCGACUCGUAAAACGGAUAAUUCUGUAGAGCUUCUGGGAUCGACACACACACACACACACACACCAGUUUUCUUCUGGAACUCUGUAUGAUCACCGGGAACCUGAGAUGGAUGUGGAAUCUCAGAAGAGCGCACGCCCCCGUGGACGGUGCCUGGACGUUUUCUUGGUCGGCUCUAUCGUUUUGCUCUUCCUAACGGUGGCGACAGUUGUUGUCUUGGGAACUUUGGCUCUUGUGAAGCUACGGUCAGAGAUCGGGGUUAAACCUUCUGUUGUGGACAUGCAAGGUACAUCGGAGACGCACCAUGGCGUGCCCCGUCCCUUAACCGCGUACAAGAUGCAGAACGUGGCCUACGUGCAGCUCACCUCCGCCGAGCUGGAGAACAGCACAAUGUCCUGGGCCCAGGUCGAACAUGGACAGGAGUCCUCUGUUGGAGAUCAGUACCGUUACAACCCUCAACAACAUACAUUGCAAACCAAGCAGGAUGGCCUCUACUUCCUGUACCUGGACCUCCAGCUCACCUGUACCGCCAAAUGUAAGCGGGGCACCCUCGUCGUCCAGAUUGAAAGUCACCGUAACGAAAAGCUCACCUGCCAGGUGGAGCUCCCAGAGUGGUCAGUGUCAAACCCUGUGACAACGGUAACCAGGAAGUGCUGGAGGGUGACACGGCUGGACUCAAAGAGCCAGUUGAUGGGCCAUAUGGUGGUGCAGGAAGCACAGGACACGUUCUGGAAACUAGUCUUGAACGGAUCCGGAAUGGGAGUUUUCUUAUUGGGUUGAUAUGGGCCACGUUCAGUAGCUAAACGUUGUGAAACGUUGCAGAUAGAGAUGCCGUGAACAGAGCCGGCGUUAUUCCUUCAUUAAGAUGUCAGGGAGGCAUAUAGUUCUACAUUGCUGCUAUCUGAACAUUCCCAAACGUUGCGUCCUGCUGAACGCACCCCUGGGAUGGAAGAUAGGGCUCCGCCACAGACGAAGGGAAGGAGACGAGAAAAGGAAGCGAGCUAAGGGUACUGAGAUGCACCCCAUCUAGGAGAACUUGCAGACAGAGAGAGUCUUCCCACCAUGCAAUGUUUGUGGACUUUGGCCUCUGUUGCUCAGGACAUCUCCAUGGAAAAUUUAAACUUAACAUUUCAGGUCUAUUUAUAUGGAUAUUUAUUGAAUGUAAAUAUAUUUAAUGUAUAAAUAUGUGUAUUUAUAUAUUUGUACUCAGGGUUACAAUGUGUUGUUUAUUGUUAUGUGUAGAUGCCACUACGUCGGUGCUGGUGUGGAUGAUAAAUUCACAUGUAUUUUCUGGUUGAGGGGAGAAGUGUGAAGUGGGGGGGCAGACAUGUACCAGACACAUGAUAUACUGUGUAUAUACAUGGAUACAUGAUGUCAUUGAUUUGAUAUGCCUUAUUACCGUUGCUUGGCAACCACAGUAACCUCCUCAGAGUCUUCAGGUAGGGUUGUGUUCUGUUCAGGAACAACAACAAAAUGGACUCUUAUUUUCUUAAAGGUAGAGACUCGGCGAUGUGUCAUAGGUGCAGAAAGUAAUCAGCCUGGUGGGUUCUCCGCUGUUCUGUUCCCGUGGCUACCACGUUGUGACAGCGUGAAGCCCACCCGUACAGAUGCUGUGUGAGACUGAAGACGUGCAUCUCGCUCAGCUCAAUAUCAGCGGUGUUGCCCGUGGCAACGUCGUUUGGCUGAGUCUAACUCUUAACUUUGUUUCCUACGAUAUGAUUGGCUGUGUGCCGGCCAGGCAGCCUCCGAGGUACUGUACUCACCGAGUGAGAGAAUGAAUGAUCAUUAGUCACAGAGCUCAGCAAGUAUGCAUUCCAAAUGGCACACUCAUUCCAUAUAUAGUGCACUACCCUUGACUAGAGUCUAUAGGGUAGU